CGGCCGCGGCGGGCUGGCGGCGGUGCGGGCUUUGUCGGCGGGUCUGCGGGGCCUGCGCCCGCGAGGUCCCGUUAGCGGCUGCGGGGUCGGGCUCGCGCCGCCCUCUCCCCGCCCGCGCCGGGUGAGUGGCGCGUUCCGGUCGGGGGCGGGCAGCGCUCUAGCCGCAGCCCCGGCUGGCUCAGGGGCCGGGCGGGGUCCGCAGGCCGCGGCCCGCCCCGCAAGGGCGUCAGGAGCCGGGCCUUGGCCAGCCGGAUUCCCCGACGCAGCCAUGGCCGCCCCCGCGAGGCUGCAGCGUCUCUCCAGCGAGCACCCUCGGGCCCGAGCCUGGGGUGUUCUCCCUGCGCAGCGCCGUGUGGGUACCCCUGGUUCGAUCCCCGUCACCCCGCCCUGAGUCCAGGCCUUGGAGCCGCGGGCUUGAGUUUCCGAGUGGCAGUCUUCAGGCCCGCCAGGCCUGCGUGAGGAUUCUAAUGUAGGAACUGGUGAGAAGAAGGUGACUGAAGCCUGGAUUUCUGAGGAUGAAAACUCACAUAGGACAAUGUCAGACAAAGUCACAGCGAUGGAGCUCCCCUCCCCCGCGUCUGGGAAAGUCUGUGAGCCCAGAUUAGAGGAGCUGUUGGGAAAUCCAGAAGGUCAGAGCCUGGGGAGUUCGCCCUCUCAGGACAGGGGCUGCAAGCAGGUGACAGUGACCCAUUGGAAGAUCCAAACACGGGAGACAGCUCAAGUGUGCACUAAAUCAGGGAGACACCCUGUUCUGAACUCAGACCUUCUUAUGCUUCAAAGAGAGCUCAUAGAGGGGGAAGCCAAUCCUUGCGAUAUCUGUGGAAAAACCUUCACAUUUAAUUCGGACCUAGUUAGGCAUCGGAUUUUGCAUGCUGGGGAGAAACCUUACACGUGUGAUCAGUGUGGGAAAGGCUUUGGCCAGAGCUCACACCUCAUGGAGCAUCAGAGAAUUCACACUGGAGAGAGACUCUAUGUCUGUAAUGUGUGUGGGAAAGACUUCAUUCGCUAUGCAGGUCUCAUUGAGCAUCAGCAUGUUCAUUCGGGAGAAAAGCCCUUCAAAUGUGCGCAGUGUGGGAAGGCAUUUUGUCACAGUUCAGACCUGAUUAGGCACCAGAGAGUUCACACCAGAGAGAGACCUUUUGAAUGCAAAGAGUGUGGAAAAGGCUUCAGUCAAAGCUCCUUACUUAUUCGUCAUCAGAGGAUUCAUACAGGAGAAAGGCCCUAUGAGUGCAAUGAGUGUGGGAAAUCCUUCAUAAGGAGCUCAAGCCUCAUUCGCCAUUAUCAGAUCCACACAGAGGUGAAGCAGUAUGAAUGCAAAGAAUGUGGGAAGGCGUUCCGUCAUCGCUCAGACCUGAUUGAGCACCAGAGAAUUCACACCGGAGAGAGACCCUUUGAAUGCAAUGAGUGUGGGAAGGCUUUCAUUCGGAGUUCAAAGCUCAUUCAGCAUCAGCGGAUCCAUACUGGGGAAAGGCCUUACGUAUGCAAUCAGUGUGGGAAGCGUUUUAGCCAGACGUCAAACUUCACCCAGCAUCAGAGAAUUCACACUGGAGAGAAACUCUAUGAAUGUAAUGAGUGUGGGAAGGCUUUCUUUCUGAGUUCAUACCUUAUUCGACACCAGAAAAUCCACACUGGAGAGAGGGUGUAUGAAUGUAAAGAGUGUGGGAAGGCGUUUCUCCAGAAGGCCCAUCUCACUGAGCACCAGAAGAUCCACUCUGGGGACAGGCCCUUCGAAUGUAAAGCCUGUGGGAAAGCCUUCAUCCAGAGCUCCAAGCUGCUGCUGCACCAGAUUAUUCAUACUGGAGAAAAGCCCUAUGUGUGUAGUUAUUGUGGGAAAGGCUUCAUUCAGAGGUCAAACUUCCUUCAACACCAGAAAAUUCAUACUGAAGAGAAGCUCUAUGAGUGUAGUCAGUAUGGGAGAGAUUUUAACUCAGCCACAAACUUUAAAAAUAAUCAAAGUGUUCACCAAGAGGGACUUCCCUUGAGUAAGGCCCCCAUACAUUUGGGUGAGAGGUCUGCAGAUCACGGGGAACACACAGAUAACUUAUAAAUAAUAAUUCUUCUGCCCAAUGAGUGAUGUUUAGAAAUGCGUGGAAUUAGGAUUCAUGUGGCGUCUAAGAUUUGGACAUGUCAGAAGUUUGUGAGUCAUGGAUGGGUCUGUUUUUGGAGUGGGUGCCACCUGCCACUAUGUGGCACUACCAGACUUAGCCCUCCUCCUCAGCUGUGAGCACUGUCCUUGGGAGAGUCACAGGGCUUGACCCCUGACUCUGAGCUGGAAUAUUGGGGGCAGGGAGGAGACAGGUCUCAAAAAAAGGUUUUUAAAAAAAUGUUAUCCACAGUUACAGUCCAUCCUUGAGUUAAAUCCCUUUUAGAGCAGAACUGUGUGUGUAAUCUUAUUACUUAGGAGAAUGUUACCUAGCACAUUUUGAUCUAUUAAAUUAAGUUGAAGAAAGAUAACCCCCAAGCCAUUUCUCUGUUGUCCUUAGGAGGAACUGCAGGCCUCCCAUCCUGUACCCUAACGUGUGCCCUAAGGCCUCCUGUUUCCUCAAGCCUCGUCUCCCUCUGCCUAACUCCCUGCCACACGGUUGAUGCUGCGGCAACACCGACCGCUGCUUCUUCCCCAUGCUCCAUGCAGCUUCCUGCCUCUCUCACCUUGGUUCUUACUGAAGGGUCUCCUCAGCUAAUUAACUCCGAAUCAUGGUUCAGGACACGCCUCAGACAUCAUGUCAGGGACUGUUUCCCUCAGGCUUAGCUGGCAGUGCUCUCCAUGCUUCUGUGGCUCAGUAGUUACUGCUAUUACUGUAUAUACUUGCAUAUGCCAGAAUGACUUGAUAGACUUUCAUUAUACUGUCAGUUCCUGAGGACAGUGAUCAUGUCUGAUUGAUUUCUGUGUGUCCACUGUCUAGCACGAGGCAAUAAAAAAUGCACCCCCAAAUCUGUGUAAUUCCCAUCUCUUGCUUUAUUCUUUCUAUACUGCCAUUCUAAAAAUUGUCAGCUGUUGGCUGUUUUUUUGUUGUUUGUUCAUUUUGUAUCAGUAUAAUCUACGAUUGUUAGAAGUAUCUUCUCAGCCCUGCCACUGUCUGCUGCUCCUAUUUAACUCAGUAGCUGCAGGCAAUAGCCUGUGCACAUCCACGCCCACCUUUGUGCCGCCUUACAGCUCAUGCAGAGCUGUCCGUGUGAGCUGGAGGGCAUUGACACCUGACUCAGCUGGAACAGUGGGGACAGAAGGAGGCAGGUCUCAAGAGAAGUCUUCACUCACUUGUCUGUAUCAGUCUCACUUGAAGGGGACAGCCUCAAUGCACUAUGUCACUCUUCUGUUUUUGCAGUUCUAAGGUUGAAUUGAGAUGUCAUUUUCCAUGCUCUGUGGUUCAUUUUGUCAUUUACUUGAAAAUGUAGGCUGGGCGUGGUGGCUCACCCCUGUAAUCCAAGCACUCUGGAGGCUAAGGCGGGCGGAUCACCUGAGGUUGGGAGUUCAAGACCAGCCUGACCAACAUGGUGAAACCCUGUCUUUAAAAAAGUAAAAAAUGUAUUGAGAGAGAGAGAUAUAUAUAUAUGGAAUAGUCCUAAUGUUGGGAGAACAGAUGAGCAACACACCACCCCGAAGUCACCCACAGUGUAAUGGGGAAGACAGAGAUCACAGUACAGUGAGUCGAGUGUGUUCUCUCAGUUGUGAAGGGGUGCAGAUGAGGGGCUGACUGAUGUGGCACGGGGCUGGGAAGGCUUCACAGAAGAGGUGACAUUUCAGCUGAGCCAGAGAGAUCAGCUAAAGAAGCAAAUACGAUCCAGGAGAGGAGAGAAAAUAGGAUCCUGAAGAAACUUGGAGUCACAACAGCCCUUUUGCUAGGGCUGUGCAAAAGCAGGCAUACUAAAUACACAGUGAACCACCACCUGGCCAACUCAGUCUGAACAUGAACCCUGAAAGUCCACACCACCACCUGGCAAACUCUUAGUCUGAACAUGAACCCCGAAAGUCCACACCACCACCUGGCAAAACUCUCAGUCUGAACAUGAACCCCAAAAGUCCGGUUUUGUAAUGAUACAAUUUUUUUUUCUCAUGAGGCCAUAGUUUGAAUUCUUAACAAAUACUACGAACCCUAAAACCCUUGAGAGGACAAAUAAUCCAAAAAAGACAUCUAUGUUUUCUGGAAAAUCAGCAUUACUAGAGACGUUUCAAAUGCUGUAGGUUUUACCAUUUUAAUCAACUUUACUGAGAUUCAGUUUUUAUAUAAUAAAACACCUAUUUUAAAGUGUACAGGGUUUUGAUAAAUUCAUAUACCGGUUUAACCAUCACCACCAGAACCAAGAACAACAUUUCUGUCACCCAAAAGAGUUCCCUUUCACCCUCUCCUAGUUAAGCAGACUCCAGCUGCAGGUGACCACUUGGUAUCCAUGGAGAUUAGUUUUGCUUGGUUUAGAACGUCACACAAGUGGAUUUAUUUAGUAUGUGUUCUUUGGUGUCUGAUGUCUUUCACUUCGGUAUGCUUUUAGACUCAACCAGCUGCUUCGUGUUUUAGUAGUUCUCGCUGGAUACUGUUCCACUGUAUAGAUGAGCCAUCAUUUGUUUAUACUUAUGUGUCAUUGGGUUUCCAGUCUCAGCUCUUCAAACUCUGAACAUUUGUGUAAAAGUAUGUAUUUGCACAUGUGUUCUUACUUCUCUUGGGUAAGUACCUAGGACUUUAAUUGCUGAGUUAUAAGUGUGUUAGUCCACUCAGGCUGCCAUAACAAAAUACCAUCAAUAGCGGGGGAUAUAAACAGCAGAAAUUUAUGUCUUACAGUUCUGGAGGCUGGGAAGUCCAAGAUGAGGGUGUCAGCAUUUGGUGUCUAGUGAGGGCCUGCUUCCUUUGUAAGUAGAUGUCUUCUCACUGUAACUGCACAUGGUGGAAAUGGACUAGCAAACUUACCCCAAUUGUGAGGGCUCUCCCCUUGUGAUUCUGUUACCUCCCCAAGACCCCAUGUCAUUCCUAACCCCUUGCGGGUUAGGAAUUUGACAUGAAUUGUGCAAGGAUGUAAGUAUUCAGUCCAUUGAAAUAAGUGUUAACUUUCUAAGAAAUUGUCAUAUGGGCAUGGUGGCUCAUGCCUAUAAUCCCAGCACUUUGGGAGGCCACGGCAGGUGGAUCACCUGAGGUCAGGAGUUCAAAACCAGCCUGCCCAACAUGGCCGAAACCACAUCUCUACUAAAAAUACAAAAAUUAGCCAGGUGUGCUAGUGUGAGCCUAUCAUCUCAGCUACUUGGAAGGCUGAGGCAGGAGAAUUGCUCGAACCUGGGAACAGUGGUUGCAGUGAGCUGAGAUCGUGCCACUGCAUCCCGGCCUGGGUGACAGAGCAAGACUCCAUCUUAAAAAAAUAAUAAUAAUUGUUGAACAGCCCUCCAUAGUGGUUGAAUCAUUUUACAUUCCUACUAUAGUAUGGGAAGAUUUCAGUUGCUCCUUAUCUUUGCUAACACUUGGUAUUUCAGUCUCUUAAAAUUUAAUCCACUCUAGUCUUUACUUUGUAUUUGUGCACUGAGUAAUGUAUGCCUAUGAUUUCAUCUGCUUAUGGCUGUUCUGUGUCAUCUUUUGUGAUGUGUCUGUUCAUAUCUUUUGCCUAUUUUUAACUUGGGUUGCUUAUUGUUGGCUCAAGUUCUUUCCAUAUUCUAGAUGAAAAACAUGUAUUACAUAACAUAUAUAAUUCUUUGUCCCUAUUUGUGACAAAUAUAAAUAUUUUCCUUUCAUGUUUGGUUUGCCUGUUCAUUUUCUUAAUGGUGUCUUGAGUAUUUUUUAUUAAGUCUAAUUUAUCAAAGAUUUGGGUGCAGUGGCUCAUGCCUGUAAUCCCAGCACUUUGAGAGGCCAAGGUGGGCAGAUCACCUGAGGCCAGAAGUUCAAGGCCAGCCUGGCCAACACGGUUAAACCCCUUCUCUACUAAAAAUACAAAAAUUAUCUGGGUACAUUGUUGUGCCCCUGUAGUCCCAGCUACUUGAGAAGCUGAGGCAGGAGAACCACUUGAACCCAGGAGGCAGAGGUUGCUGUGAGAGAGAUAAAAUAAUAAUGAUGAUUCAUGAGAUUUUAUAAUUUGAGUUUAAGAAAUUUGCCUACUCAAAGUACAUGCUUUUUUUCCUAUGUUUUUUAUUUCGUGGAACUUUUAUAGUUUUACCUUUUACAUUUUGGUCUGUGAUCCAUUUUGAGUUCAUUUUUGUGUACCAUAUGCAAUAAGGACCAAGAUUUUUUUUCUGUGUGGAUAGUUGCUUGUUUCAGUUCUGUUUGUUGAAAGACUCCACUUUCCCAACUUAAGUGACAUAGACGUGGUCUGUUCUGGACACCAUCCUUAUCUUCUUGUGUGUAUAGCUUUACACCAAUAUAACACUAUUGAUUACUGUAGUUUUAUUUGAGGCAGAGUCUUAUUAUGUUGCCCAGGCUGGAGUGUAGUGGCACAAUCAUAGCUCAGUGUGACCUCAAACAUCUGGGCUUGAGUGAGCCUCUUGCCUUAGUCUCUCAAGUAGCUGGGACUGUAGCAAGCACCACCAGAUCUUGCUAAUUUUUACAUUUUUUGUAGAGAUAGGGUCUCACUAUGUGGAACAGUGUGGUGUUGAACUCCUGCCUCAGCCUCCCAAAGGGAUUACAGGUGUGAGCCACCACUCCUGGCCAUCUGUAGUUUUACAAUAAGUAUCAUACUCAGGUACUGGAAGAGCUUCAGUUUUGUUUUGUUUUUUUUCCUUUUUUUUUAAUCAACUUCAGGCUGGACACAUGGCUCAUGCCUAUGUAAUCCUAGCACUUUGGGGCUGAGGCAGGCGUAUCACUUCAGGUCAGGAGUUUGAAACCAGCCUGACCAACAUGGUGAAAUCCCAUCUCUACUAAAAAUACCAAAAAAUCAGCCGGACAUGUUGGUGGGCACCUGUAGAAUCCCAGCUACUCAGGAGGCUGAGGUAGGAGAAUCGCUUGAAGCCAGGAGGGGGAGGUUUCAGUGAGCGGAGACCACGCCGUUGCACUCCAGCUUGGGCAACUAAGAGCAAAACUCCAUCAUAACAAUAACAGAAAACAACUUUUAUUAAUUUCUACAAAAAGAAAGCCUUCUGGGAUUUAUAGAUCAAUUAAGGGAGAAACUACGUUUUAACAAUUCUGAGCUUUCCAAUUGUUGAACACAGUAUAGUGCCCCAUUUAUUUAGAUCUCUAAUUUCUCUCAGUUUACAGGUCUCACAUUUUGUUAAAUUCAUGUAUUUAAUAUUUCUGCAUGCUCUUGCAAGUGGUAAGGUUUUUAAAAAGCUAUUUUCUAGUUAUUGCUAGUAUGUAGAAAUGAAUUUGACUUUUGUACAUUGACCUUGUAUCAAGCAACCUAGAUCAGUUAACUUAUUAGUUCCAGUAGAUUUUUUUCUAGAUUCUUUAGCAUUUUCGAUGUAGAUAAUCAUCUGUGAAUAAAGAAUUUUACUUUUCCAAUUCA
Messenger RNA from Callithrix jacchus (white-tufted-ear marmoset), 7407 nucleotides. RefSeq names its product zinc finger protein 623 (gene ZNF623). Gene Ontology annotation, molecular function: DNA-binding transcription factor activity, RNA polymerase II-specific; RNA polymerase II transcription regulatory region sequence-specific DNA binding. Gene Ontology annotation, biological process: regulation of transcription by RNA polymerase II. NCBI's taxonomy places the organism in Eukaryota, Metazoa, Chordata, Mammalia, Primates, Cebidae. Gene Ontology annotation, cellular component: nucleus. The record is from RefSeq and is a predicted model, not a curated record.